Messenger RNA from Cladocopium goreaui, 2539 nucleotides. Lineage: Eukaryota; Dinophyceae; Suessiales; Symbiodiniaceae. The record is from the annotation of a GenBank genome assembly.
GAUGUCUUUCCUGUCAUCUACAGCCUUCGAGGCCAUAUCCCUAGUGUGGAUGGAGCUUGCCAUGUUCGCUGUCGCCGCGGUGGUCUACGUCGCGGUGGUCGGCUUGCCGCAAGUUGGGCCCAAGAAACGGGCCAAGAAGCCUGGCUAUGAGGAUAGUGCCUCAAAUGAAGCCGAAGAGACCUAUAAGAAAUGGCAGCAGGUGAAGAAAGGUAAAGCCGAGUUGUCUGGUGCCACUGGGCUCUACCUGGUCCUGACCUCCAUGAGACAAUUGAAGAAGUCUCCCAGUGAGAUCGAGAGUGAACUCCGCAGCGGCCUGGACGCUGCCAAGCAUCUCUUGCCUGACCUGGAGGCGCUGCCUGCCACCCUCCUUCGCGAUGAUGCUGUAGACCUGCUUCCACCAGUGCUGCAGGUGUUGCAGGACGUGGGCAAGCGUGCGGAGGUCACCGUGUAUGCGUCCUUGAUGGCGGCGCAGCUGCGUCGAAGAGAUUUCGCAGGAGUGAACUUGACAGCCUCCAAAUUGCCCGAAGAUGUGCUGACGCCAAAGAUGCAUGCGAUCUUGGCCACCACAGCAGCUCACAGGCAGAAGUUAGACGAUGCCUUGCGCUACUUGCAGCUCUUGCCGAGCGAUGCUGGCCGAAUUUUGACUCCCUCCGCGGCUGCACAGAUCAUGAGCUUGGCGCAACGGGAGCAGCGCGCUCCCGAGAUCUUGGAAGAGUUGUUGCGCAUCGGCGUUCAGCCGCAGGAGAAGACUGACAGCAACGCUGAGCUCCAGCGGGCAGUGACCACCAUCAAGGCCUAUGUGAAGAAUAAGGACCUUCCCAGUGCAACGGCCACCUUUAAUCGGCUGAAGAAGAAUGGCGUGGUGAUGCGACCGCAGGUCUACAACUGUUUCCUCGAUGCAUGCGUGCAGUGCAAUGACAUCGAAGCUUCGUUGCUACUCUUCGAGGAGAUGAAACAGCUGGGUUUUGUGGAUGUAGUCAGCUACAACACCCUGUUGAAGGGCUAUUUGGCCGCGGGUCGCAUGACAGAUGCCCGGGACUUGGUACAGCAGAUGUCCUCAAGGGGGUUGAGCGCCAACAAGGUGACCUACAACGAGCUGCUGAACGCCAAGGUGGCGGCCCGCGAUCGCGUGGGCAUGUGGCGCAUCGUGGAGGAAAUGCUCUCGGCCGGCCUGAAGGCGAAUCUCAUCACCUGCUCCAUCUUGCUGAAAUCGCUGACCCAACACUCUGCAGAGAGCGAUCUGGCUCGUGUCUUAAAGCUCAUCAACAGCGUGGAGGAGCCCAUCGAUGAGGUCCUCUUCUCUUCCAUCAUCGAAGCCUGCAUCCGUAUCAAGAAGUUAGAGACACUGUCAGACUUCAUUGAGCAUUACAAGACCAAAGGCCUCUUCAAGAACAUCUCUGCCCCCGUUUAUGGUGCCAUGAUCAAAGCCUUUGGGGAAGCCGGACAUUUGCAUCAGGUUCGUGAGCUUUGGGCCCAACUGCAGCGGCAUAACGUGAAGCCAACAGCCAUCACCAUUGGCUGCGUGGUGGAAGCCUUGGUCAUCAACAAACAGGGCGAGGAAGCAUGGCAGCUGGUGCAGGACCAGUUGCAGUAUCCCGAUCGCAAAAGCAUGAUCAACACGGUGGUAUACUCCACUGUCUUGAAAGGCUUUGCUGUCUCCAAACGUAUUGACAAAGUGCUUGCAGUUUAUAAGGAAAUGCGAAACAACGGCAUCGCGUGCAACACCAUCACCUACAACACCAUGCUGGACGCCUGCGCGAAAUGCGGCUGCAUGGAGAAAGCCAGCAUGUUGCUGGAAGAUAUGCGUGAGACGAGUAUUGACCCCGACAUCAUCACCUAUUCCACCAUCAUCAAGGGCUAUUGCCUGGCAGGUGACGUGGAACGUGCCUUCAGUGUGCUCGAGGAGAUGAAACGGGAUGGGCAUUUUACCCCGGAUGAAAUCAUGUACAACUCCAUCCUCGACGGCUGCACCAAGCAACGGAAUGUCUCUGAAGCCCUACGGGUGCUCGAGGAAAUGAAGGCUUCAGGCAUCAAGCCCAGCAACUAUACCUUGAGCAUUUUGGUGAAGUUGCUCGGUAACGCGCGACGCCUGGGCCAAGCGAUGCAGAUGGUCGAGGACUUGAGUGAACAGCAUGGAUUGAAGCCCAAUAUCCAGGUCUACACCUGUUUGAUCCACGCAUGCUUUCAGAACCGGCGCUUUGAGCGGGCCCUUGGGGUCUAUGAGACCAUGAUCAAAGAGGGCUGCCAUGCCGACGAGAAGUUCUACGCGGUGCUGGCGCGGGGAUGUGUCCAGCUCCACCAGCCUUUGAAGGCCGUGGAGGUCAUCAAAGCGGCCUACCGCUUGCAGAGCAGCCUGCCACAUGGCCCCCGCGUGGUGGGCGUGGAAGGUCUGGAAGAGAUCCUGUUGAAAAUCUCCAAAGAUGAGCCCGCUGCAGCUGAUGCCUUGCGAAGCGAACUCGGUGGCCGUGGAGUUGGAAAGAGCUGGCAUGGUCCAAAAGUGAUGGGUGGCCCCAGCCGACAACGGCGCCGCGAUGCAUAG